Messenger RNA from Cryptomeria japonica (Japanese cedar), 672 nucleotides. RefSeq names its product ubiquitin-conjugating enzyme E2 6-like. The record is from RefSeq and is a predicted model, not a curated record. The coding region runs from base 1 to 672 and encodes 223 amino acids. NCBI's taxonomy places the organism in Eukaryota, Viridiplantae, Streptophyta, Pinopsida, Cupressales, Cupressaceae. The transcript has a single exon.
AUGGCUACUCCAGAUCUGGAAAAUCGUAUGGAAGAAGAAAUUUUUCGCCUGACAGAAUGCCCACCUCCAAACUUCAUUGUACGUCGCCUCAGAAAUUAUAAAAGAGAAUGGCAUUUUCUUCUCGUGGGCGACUCUUCAUUUCUGUCAACCUCGGGCAAUUUCCAUGGCAACAUUCUCCUCCCCCCAGACUAUCCAAACAGCCCUCCACAAGCCAUCAAUGUCUACACACCCAUGGAUCCCCCGAUAGUAGAUAUGGAGGAUUCUUCAGUCUACAGUUUUUUGCAGACAUGGGAUCCAAAUACUUGUUCUGUCUACGUUCUUCUGGUAAAGCUUGCUGAGUGGAUUUCUGUGAAUGCAACGCAAAGGGAAGCUUAUAAACCAGCAGAUGCACGGACAAAAGCUACCCAAUAUCUUAAAACUUUGCAUUACAACUCUGAGAACCCUGUUUUCAGAGAACUGUUUCCUGAGUAUGUUGAUGUAUACAAAGCAGAAAUAGAGAAGAGAAAAAGGUUGGGGAUAGAACAGUACUGUUUACCAUUUGAGCAGAAGAGAAAGAGAGACUAUUCGUUAUACUCGCUUGUCAUAGUUCUUAUUCUCACACUUUUUCUCAUAAUUAUGGCUUUAUGUAGCAUGCUACAAACAUUGUUUUGCUUAAUUGGUUCGUUAUUCUGA